AUGAAAAACCAGAUAAAAUCUCUGUGGCACGAGAGAAGAAUUAGGUCUAAGACCAAAUUCAAGGGGGUACAUGAAAUCUGGUCCUAUUUGGAAAGUGAGCCAAGUCAAGAUAAUUUUCUCUAUCUUCAAGGGAGUGGCUACAUUGAUUUUCUGUUUGAUCGAAUCAAUCGAGACUCACCAAAGGAAUACAUUAAAUCCAUCGCACUCAUAAUUAACAACUGUCCAAAGUAUAUUCAAUAUGAAUUUUAUACACACAAGUCCCAGAUAAAUAAAAAGCAAUUUCGUAUAUUAAUAUACUGUCUGCUAAGGAUAAUAGUGUCUGGUGAAGACAACCCGGAACUUUUAGUCUUCUUACGGAACUUAGUAUCAUUUUUACCCAGCUCACCAGGACUAUGGGAUUCAAUCUCUGAUAUAUUUUCUGUUUCUCUCUUAGAUCCAGCAUCUGGAUGUUUGAUUAUGAAAAGCGAUAAGGAAGUUUCCACACUUUUGAAGAAAUCAUUAGAGUCUUACAACAAGCUGGCAUCAGAGCAGAAAGAACUUGCAUUCAUUGCGAAAACUUGGUUUUCAAAACUAAUCAAAACUUUUAUGAAAGGUGAUAUGACUGCAUCAACCCCAUUUUUUCUAUUGCUCAUAGAAAUAUUGUCUUAUUUUCCUACAAGAAGAUUUACAGCUAUAUUUUUAAAGCGAACUUGGUUUCUUCCUCUGGUACAGGAGCAUAUAGAGGGAAGUCUGCUAAAUGUGCUACAAUAUUUGAUAUAUUAUCCCACAGAUGAAAGCCAGAGUAAUUGCUUAACGUAUGAACAGUCUGACAAAAUCAUUUCUGAUAGACUCAUGCAUUUCAUCUCUACAGCAUUCAAUGCGUACAACUAUACGAAAUUUGUUAAAUGUACAGAUUUAUUGACAUUAACAAAAAAUUCAAGGAAGUUCGCUCAGUGCUUCGGAAAAAAUCCUACAAAGGAGCCACUUAUAAACUUUUGUAAGGACAUGGACAUCUCUCUAAUGGACAUUGGCUCGCUAUCAACUGAUCAAUUAAUCACAUGCCUUUGGUACACAAUUGCUGAUUUUAGGACGAUUGAUACAAAAAUCGUUCCAGAAAUUAAUUUAAAUAGAAGUACAAAUGAGGAUAUUUAUUUCUUUUCUUUGUUUUUGGAGGCUAAUGAUAUUAUGAUGCGAAUGGUUCUGGAGUUACGAUCACGUUUACAAAUUUCUGCCAAAGCUCACAUUAAUAACGUGCUCGACAGAUUAAAUAUAAAGUACCAAGAUAAUGCAGACAGUGUCAAGAUUUCAGGUUUUAGCAAAUAUGCUAUGCAAUUGAAUCAUGUUGCAAUCCUUUCCUGUACUUCUGAUUAUUUAUAUGAUAUGACAAAGCUUUGUGUUAGUGUUCAGAUUGUUAUAAACUUUAGAGGUACCGCAAAGCUUAUUCAGCGGGAGUGGGAAAAUAUUCACAAAAAUGAGAUAAUUUAUUUGAUCCUUUUUACUGGAAACACAAAAAGCGUUCUACCCACAAUUGUUUCCGAUAUUGCAGAACCAACUGAUUCACGUAUUAUGAGAAUAACGGUAGGCUUAGAGAAUAAUGUGUUUGACGAAAACUUGGUCAAAAAGGCCCAAUUAGUUGUCAAGCCGAAUGCGAAAGUUUCCUCUGUCACUAAAAGGUAUCUUAAUCAGUUGAAACUGUCAAGAACAGUGGGAAAAAACUUAUGGGUAGACUUUCUUUUUGACGAAAAGUACCAUGCGGGCAGUGGUGGAGCGUUUAUCCUACCAAAUAACAUUCAAAUCGACGAAAUGUUAGUUCCAGGCUUGCAACAUCUUAAGAAAGUAAAAACAGAAAAGAAAAAUAAUAUCACUAAAAGUGAAAUGGAAAAGGAUUUAAUGAUUAAUUUUACUAGUCGUGAGAGUAAAAUUGACAUCACGUCGGAUUACAUAAAAUAUUUAGGUAAAGAAAUUGACGGGGGAUCAAUUUCUUUGAACUCGAAGCAGAGCGAUGCAUUUAUAAAGGCUAUGUCUCCAGGAUGUACAUGUAUAAACGGACGAGUGAAUACAGGGAAGACAGAACUUGCUAAGCAUCUUCUUAAAAUUUAUUCAUCAGAGUUUGAUGAGCGGACUAUCGUCGUUGUGGCUUCAGAAAACUUAGAAAAUUAUUUGAUGCAACGAUUAAAUCUUGAUGUGCUUGUUAGUAACUUGAAAGGAAAGGAUAAUAGCAAAGCCAUAUAUCAAUCUCUUCUAAAAAAAGCUUCGAAUGUUGCGAAAGAGUUAGGUGUUACAGAUGAGAAUUGUGAAGAUAUUUCUUCCUGCCUUAAACUGUAUUACAAUUACAUUAUGCCAAUUUGGAAAAACUUUGAAAGAGAGUUAAAUGCGUCAACCAUAAGCAAGGAUAAUAUAUUUGAUCAUUUUCCAUUCAUUGGUAAUGAUGAAAAUCUUAAGAAUUGCUCUCUGGAAGAAAUGAGGCUUAAAGCUGUCAAUGCAUUUAACAGGCAAUUGAAUAUCUUCAGGGCCUUAAGGUCAUUGAAGUUUGUAGAGUGCUUGCAUGAUGAUAAUAAUUUGUUCAAGUUCAAUCUCACAGCGGCAUCAAAGAUUAUAAUUGCAACAACUACAGAUUUAAGGGUGAAUGACUAUGACUUGGGUGAAUUCGAUAAUCUUAUUGUCAUGAAUGCAGAAUGCGUAUCGUUAGAUGAUCUCCUUUUAAUACCAUUAAAAAACAUACCGAAGAGAAUUGUUAUCACGGGAAAUUUAUUUUGGAGUAAUACAAAUUCCUUUUUAUACCAAAUUGGAAACACCGUGAGAAACAUAAUGUUGACAGAACAGUACUGUGAUGAAAAGAAAAUUGCAAUGACAGAUAGCCCCUUAGUUUUAUCGACUAAUUCACCGAGGGGAUUUAGCCACAAUUUACAAUUCAUCGAUAUCAAAGAUGGAAGGGAGGAAGUUCACUCCGGACAAUGUGCCAAUAGCAAAGAGGCUGAAUUUGUUGCCCUGACCUUUAUUUACAUGAGACGAAUGGGUUUCAAUGCAGAGCAAAUUUAUUUGCUAACCACUUCCGAGCUUCAAAAAGUUUUAAUACAGGAAAUGAUUCGGAAUUUUUACCAGGAAAAUACAGCCAUUCUGAAUGAUGACGUUAUUAAUAUUUUUACGGUUGAUGAAAUGAAAUCAAGCAAAUGUGACUACUUAUUAGUGUCUUUGGUUGACACAGAAAAGCACGAUUCAAACUCACGAAACACAUCGUUACUUAUGUGUAACCUACUAAAUUGUGGAGCAAAAGGCAUUUAUAUUUUUGGUAAUAAGAAGACUGCAUCGGACAUGAUUUUGAAUUUGAUUCCUAUUAAAAUAGAUGCACUUGAGUUAGAACAGGGGGAAAAGACAAGGAAAAUUAGUGCGGGAUCGGAAUUGCAAAGCAUAAUUAAAAGUAUGUCCAGUUGA
This is a messenger RNA of Brettanomyces bruxellensis, 3411 nucleotides long. RefSeq lists its product as uncharacterized. The coding region runs from base 1 to 3411 and encodes 1136 amino acids. The record is from RefSeq and is a predicted model, not a curated record. Lineage: Eukaryota; Fungi; Ascomycota; Pichiomycetes; Pichiales; Pichiaceae. Gene Ontology annotation, molecular function: mRNA binding. The transcript has a single exon. Gene Ontology annotation, cellular component: catalytic step 2 spliceosome.